Naegleria lovaniensis is the source of this 2718-nucleotide messenger RNA. RefSeq lists its product as uncharacterized. NCBI's taxonomy places the organism in Eukaryota, Heterolobosea, Eutetramitea, Acrasida, Naegleriidae. The record is from RefSeq and is a predicted model, not a curated record. The transcript is spliced from 2 exons. The coding region runs from base 1 to 2718 and encodes 905 amino acids.
AUGAGUUCAAACAUCACCACAUUCACUAACGUCAAUCAUUCCGACGGUUUGAUUGAAAUAAUUUUAGGUAAAUCUGUUGAAACAAUUAUUGUCAACAACGAUUUCUAUUAUCGUUUUCAAGAUCUCAAACACAAAUAUGAAUCUUAUUCCAAGUAUUCCAAAAAUAACGAUGUCGUUAAAAUUGGACGAAAAGGGCUUACCUAUGUGUGUUUGGAGAUCGCUCUAGAUAUUAUAACAAAAGAGGACAAUUAUCGGUCCCAUUUAAUUAACUAUCUCACCCAACAACAAUUACAACGAUUCCAAAACAAUUCAGAAACGAUGCAACAAACAUCACAAACAAGUACUUCUUUUUCCAACAUUUCACAAGACAUUCCUAAUGCUCCAUCUACAUCCUCUCCAACAAAAAGAAAACAAACUCUGCAAGAAUUGGAUAAACAAAACAAAACAAACGCAACACCAUCUCUCUCUAUCGCGAAGCCAAAAGUGUUGACUAAACGAUCACGCAAUACAGAACAUGAUAUUAAAGAAAUAACUAAAAAAAAAAAGGAAAGUAAAAGGAUAAGAGAACAAGAAAUUGACACCUAUUUAAAUAGACUGAUAGAACAAUAUGAUAAAGAAAAGAAAGACAUUGUGAAAUCCAAUAUAUCAAAAGUCAAUCUAGUGGCUGCUUCAGAAACACGAGAUAUAUAUAAAAGUCAAAACACAGAGGCAAUUCUUUCUCUUGCACAAGCAAUAAGUUCUUCCAAUCACGUCUCCGAUAACGAAAAAGAAACAUUUAGAAAGCUAAAACAAAUGUCGUUAAAACCAGUCUCUUUAACCAAACAACUGAAGGUAAAAGAUGAACUAUGUUGCUCCAACAAAGCUUGGAAAGAGCAUAUUUUUUCGUUGGGACUCAACGAUAUUCUUAAGGCGGAUCUUAAAGACAUAGAAGGACAAGUAACGAAUGCCUUAGUUGAAUAUUUUGGAAUACAACAUGUAUUAAAAGGAUUUGUGAUGAAACUGGAACCUGUGAUCAUUGCAGCUGUAAAAAGUCACCUGCAUACCGUGUUUCUAAGAAAACAACAACAACGUCCUGUAAAUGAAGAGUUACCUGAUUCUUUGGUAAUCAAGAUGAGUAUGGAUGGAAGAAAAUUUGACGGACUUCAGACGGUGGUUGUAACUCUUUCAGUUUUAAAUCUUACAACAUUUGGAACUCAAGAGCGAAGAAAUGUUUUUCCUGUCGCAAUGUAUAUUGGUAAUGAACAGGAAAUUAUGGAUUAUUGUAAAAACUUUGCACAACAAGUCGAAAAGAUUUCGAAAGAUGGUAUACAAAUAACGAAAAAACAAGCAGACGCUUCGUUAAACAAAGAAAAUUUCAACAUGAAAGUGACUAUAAUAUGGGUUAGCGAUUUAAAAUCUCUGUCUUACGUGAGCGAUUUAUUAGAAGGCAAUAUGUUUUGUUUGAGAUGCGCAUGCUUGAAAUGUAAUAGCUUAAAUGGAACCUCCAUGCCAAGGUUUUUAAAUCACAAGUUUGGUAUUGAUUCAUCCAAAAUUUAUAUUUGCAUUCUCCACGCAGAAGAACGUAUUACGGAGCAUUUGGUAAAAUGGUCCCUUACAAAAGAAGAAUAUGAAAAAUUAGUGCUUGAAAGAGUAAGAAAACUACCAUGUUUUUCAUCUUCCUUUACAUUUCAUUCGACCCAAGUUAAAAAUACAUCAGACGCAGAAGAAGAUCCAGUAUUAGAAAACGAGGACUAUAAAUUCAUGUUGACUGGAGGAAUGGUUGAAGUUAUCUCACAGCAUUACAAGACAAUUUUUGAAAAUGUUGUUACGGAUGAAAUGAUGGAAAUUUGGGAUCAGUGGAUUAUUGUUCGUCAAUGGCUUAAAAUGACAAAUGAUGAGCGAGCAAAGAAAACAGAGGAAGAGCUUUUAGAAUUUUAUCAAUUAUUAACUAAAUGGCAUAUCAACAUUGUAGAACUACGAUCAAGCGUUGGAGUGCUUCCGUAUUACAUACACAUUAUUGUGCAUCAUGUAAAAGAAUUUUUCGAUGAAAUUGGUUCUCUGGUUCCUGUUUCCAAUGAAGCAGUAGAAGGUUCUCAUCAACAUGACCAUUUUAUAACAGAAAGAGCAACAGCAAAAGGUAAAAAGAAAUACUUUUUCGAUGAAUAUGUGAAAGAUAGUAAUACUGUGUGGAACGAGAUGAGUAUUUAUACAGAGCCAGACUUGUCUAUUGAUGAGUUUAACAAUAUAUUUAAAUAUGAAAAACAUAUUCCAAGAAAAGAAGACAAAAGAGAAUGGAAUCAAUUGUUCCAAAUUUUCCAACUGAUUGUGAAAAAACUUAGAGUAUUAUUUCUCUCUUUCAGGUCUGAUGAAGAUACUACAUUUGAAAGAAUAGAAGAAAGAAGUGGUGACAAGGUUAAGGAGAGAUGGAAUAGCUUCAAUGAUCUGAAAAUCAAGGAUCGAGUAAUAAUUGAAAGUGAUCAAUCAACUGCUACUAAUUUACAGUCUUCUCGUUCAGAAUUAGAGAAAUCUAAGCUGGAUCUUUAUUUACAGACAAAUGUUCAACAGGAAGAAAUGUUUCAGGACGAAAUGAGUGAUUUUGAAGAUGAUGAUGGAGAUGAAGAGAUGACAAAUAAUGAACAGCUAUUCGAUGAACUAAGUGAUUAUGAAGACGGUGAUGAAGAGAUGGAGUUUGGAGAGGAAACUAGUAUUCCUGACGACAUAGUGGAUUUUAUUUUUUGA